AUGUCGAUUAUGAGCUAUACUGGAGGAACUGUUGUCGCCAUGGCUGGUGAUGAGUAAGUAUUGUGGUUUUUCGGGGGGAAGUUGGGGUUUUCAUGAGUUUUGGAGGGGAUUUUUGGGGGUUUCAAGGAAUUUGGAGCAGUUUGAGUGUGAAUAGCUGGAAAUUUCAGCCAAAACCAUGGAUUUUCAGUGGGAAACGAAAAAAUGAUGAUUUUUCGCUUUUCUGAGGUUUUUAAGAGGAAUUUCUUGGAAAAUCUUGAUUUUUCAAGAGUUCUAAGGGGAAUUUUCGGGAUUUUCAGCGAAAUUGCAUCAUUUUGACUGAAAAUUUCAGCCAAAAUCAUGGAUUUUCAUUGGGAAACGAAAAAAUGAUGAUUUUUCGCAUUUCUGAGGUUUCUAAGUGAAAUUUCAUGGAGAAUCUUGAAUUUUCAAGAGUUCUAAGGGGAAUUUUCGGGAUUUUCAGCGAAAUUGCAUCAUUUUGACUGAAAAUUUCAGCCAAAACUAUGGAGAGAAGGAAAUUCUUGGUUUUUCAAGGGUUUUUGGGAUCUUCAUCAGAUUCUGAGCAUUUUCAUUAUAAAAUUCUGAAAAUUUAAAGGAAAUUUGGGAAAAAUGAUGACAAUUCGAAGAAAUUAUUGAUUUGUUCAUAUUUUUGAAAACUUUAGCCAAAAAUACAGUUUCUUAGUUAAAAAAUCAUAAAAAUUUCAAAUUUCGGACUGAAAAUUAGAAAAAAUCAUUUCUUGAACCGCAUUUUCAGUCAAAAAUGCCACCAAAAGCUUCCGAAUAGUCUGAAAAUCCAAAUUUCAGCUUCAAAGCCUAUUCCAACAUUCAAAAAUCAAUAAUUUAACGUUGAAAGUCAAUUUCUAGCUUUAAAAUGUAUGUAGGACCAAAAAACCGCCGAAAAUUCGAAUUUCCUAUCUAAAAAUCACUUUUCGGACCACUAUAGACCUUAAAAUCACCAAAAUUCCUAAUUUCAGAUGUGUUUGCAUCGCUUCGGAUUUGCGUAUCGGUGAACAAAUGACAACAAUCGCGACGGACGAGAAAAAAGUGCACAAAGUGUCGGAUAAAGUGUAUGUCGGACUGGCCGGCUUCCAAUCCGACGCCAAAACGAUGCUCGAGAAGAUUUUGUUCCGCAAAAAUUUGUACGAGUUGAGAGAGAAUCGCAAAGUUCGACCACAGGUAAAAUUUGGCUCAUUUUUGAUGUAAAAUUCAUGAAAAACGGAGAAAAACAUGAUUUUUGAUGAAAUUUGAUCCGGAAAUCGUUGAAAUCGCGAAUUUUUGACGAAAAAUAGCAAAUGCGCUCCAUUGAACUCUUCCCGUUUUCAAGAAAAAUUCAAAUUUUCAUUUUUUUUAUUUUUGACCAAAAAUUGAGGAAAUUUGGAAAUUUUCUGAUUUUUUAGCUGAAAAAAUCCACGUGGCUUUGAAAAUUGGGCCUAGGCUUAUUCGGGCCCAGAAAAGUCCGAAUUUUCGGCCUGAAAACGAGCCUAGGCUUAUUCAGGUUCAAAAAAAUCACAAAAAUUAGGACUAGGCUUAUUCGGGCUCACAUCAGAAAAUCCUGAUUUCUCGGCCUGAAAACGAGCCUAGGCUUAUUCAGGUUCAGAAAAAUCACAAAAAUUAGGCCUAGGCUUAUUCGGGCUCAAAAAAUCCCGAAUUUUCGGCUUGAAAACGAGCCUAGGCUUGUUUGGGCUCAGAAAAUCCCGAUUUUUUGGCCUGAAAACGAGGCUAGGUUUAUUAGGCCUAAAAAUUGGGCCUAGGAUUAUUUGGACUCGAAAAAUCCCGAAAUUCGGCCUGAAAACGAGCCUAGGCUUAUUUGGGCUCAAAAAAUCGGGCCUAGGCUUAUUCGGGCUCAGAAAAUCCCCAAUUUUUUUUCCAGAUUUUGUCCGAAAUGAUCUCAAACCUCUGCUAUCAACACCGUUUCGGCUCGUAUUUCACCGAACCCUUGGUUGCCGGUUUGGACGAUCAAAAUAAGCCGUAUAUUUGUUGUAUGGACACAAUUGGAUGUGUUUCGGCGCCACGCGAUUUUGUCGCAAUCGGAACUGGACAAGAAUAUUUGUUGGGUGUUUGUGAGAGUGAGUUUUUGAUGAAAAUCAGCAAAAUUUGGCUGAAAAUGAGCCAAAAAUCGUGAAAAAUGAUGAAUUUUGAGCUAAAAAUCAUGAAAAAUGAUGAAUUUUGAGCCAAAAAUGGCAAAUGCGCUCUAUUGAACUCUUCCCGUUUUCAAGGAAAAUUCAAAUUUUUAUUUUUUUUCUAGAUUUUUGGCAAGAGAACAUGAAACCCGAAGAAUUGUUCGAAGCCACAGCUCAAUCGAUUUUGUCGUGUUUGGAAAGAGAUGCUGCAUCUGGAUGGGGUGCUGUUGUUUAUACGAUUACUAAGGAUAAGGUGAGAAUUAUUGAUUUUUGACUGGAAAUACUGGAAAAUUCAUGAAAAAUGCGGAAUUUUGAGCUAAAAUUCAUGAAAAAUGAGCUAUUUUGAGCCAAAAAUAGCAAAUGCGCUCUAUUGAACUCUCCCCGUUUUCAUGGAAAAUUCAAAUUUUUAAUUUUUUUUUUCACCUGAUGAAUUUCCCUAAUUUUCAGGUCAAUGUCUCCACCAUCAAAUCGAGAAUGGAUUAA
Molecule: messenger RNA, 2597 nt
Organism: Caenorhabditis angaria
Lineage: Eukaryota; Metazoa; Nematoda; Chromadorea; Rhabditida; Rhabditidae
Source: the annotation of a GenBank genome assembly